Molecule: messenger RNA, 1271 nt
Organism: Nymphaea colorata (pocket water lily)
Lineage: Eukaryota; Viridiplantae; Streptophyta; Magnoliopsida; Nymphaeales; Nymphaeaceae
Exons: 6
Coding region: 261-818 (185 amino acids)
Molecular function (GO): ubiquitin protein ligase activity
Source: RefSeq, a predicted model, not a curated record
CGUCUUUGGGGUUACCGAAAAACGUUGUCACGUAAAUGAAAGUCUCUUCCUCUUCCACCAUCCCAAGUGAGAGAAGCAGAAACGCGGAAUCAGCCCACGUAGAAUAGCUGGGGCCCCGAGGAAGGAAGGAAGGAAGGAAAGAGUGCCUCUUCUCUGUCGCCGGCGUUGACGUCGUGGGCGCCUCUUGCAGGAAGAAGGACGAGGAAAAGAGAUCAUCAAAAUCUCUAUAUAUCUGUCUCUCGCUCGCUCUCUGAACGACCAUGGAGGCUCCUCCAUUGAACGACUGUUGCUCGAUCUGUCACGACGACUUCACCCUCGCCUGCCAAGCCAAUUGCUCCCACUGGUUCUGCGGAGCUUGCAUUCUUCGUGUAUGGCAUCAUGGUUCUGUAUUACAAGCUUGCAAAUGUCCCAUAUGUCGGCGUACAAUUUCUUUGCUGAUACCUUGUGAAGCUGCACUUCAUCAGCGCUAUGAACCAGAAGCUCGCCAGGUUAUUGAGGAGGUUGAAAAGUACAAUCGUUCAUUCGGUGGUAGUUCACUUAGUCUUAUUCAGAGGAUACGUGAUAUGCCUUUCCUUCUCAGAAGGUUGAUGAGAGAACUCUUGGACCCUCGGAGAUCUCUUCCACUUGUCUUCAAGGCCCGGAUGAUUUUUUCAGUCCUUGUUAGUGUUAUAUAUGUGAUCAGUCCUGUGGACAUUCUUCCAGAAGGAAUCCUGGGUAUUAUUGGUCUUCUUGACGACUGCCUUAUCGUGUUGAUUGUUUUCCUUCAUCUUUGUACCAUGUAUCGUUCAGCACUUGUAUCCCGGCAUGGAGGGGCAUGACCUUACUUUGUCCGGGGAUAUCAGAUAUCUUCUAGACAAUAUUAGCUUUCAGGUUUGUCUCCUCUGACACAAGCAUCUCUUCUUAUUUGGUCAAACUUUUGUAACUUCUCAGUUGUGUUGAAGGCGAGAAGAUUGUGCAGGAAUAAAUUUUGGGGUUCUUGGCAGUCUAAUGUGAUACAGUCAGAGCCAGUUUUUUUCCCCGUUUCUUUUUGGGUCAUUUGUCUCCUCCCGUCGGUAGCCCUUCCCUCAAAGUCAACAAGAAACGCUGUUCAUAGUUGGGGGUUCGUCCAUGUUGUACCUAAGUGGAUAUUGGGCUUAUACAUGCGUAGAAUGUGCAGAAAAGUAGGUACAGAUUUGCAUUGUUUUCUGCAUCAUUUUGUACUAUAAGGACAAUAUUCACAUAUAUCUCAUAAUAAGCUUUGCUGCAAAUUUCAUUUUGUAUUUGUCUGUUAA